AUACAACACGAGGGGGAGGCUGAAAUAUGACGUUUCUAUUUAAUCAUGGUAUCACUAGGGAGGGGAUGGGAAGAAAGUGCUAAGCUACCCGAAACAUAAACCAAGUCGGCAUUUGCGCUGCACGGGUAAAUGUUUUCUGUCUUGUAUAUAUGUUUCUAGUGGAGCCCUGUAACUUUUAUUUCGUCAAUGUAUCUGUUUCGACGGGAGAUUUAUCGACAGACAGCCAGUCAAGCUAACGUUAGCUGGCUAGCUAGCACUACGUUAGUUCACAGAUUUGUAGCUAGCUUUAACUACUAACGUUGCCUAACUAGUUAGCUAGUAACGUUAGAUAUCUAAGCAUAAAAUACCCUGCUUGUUUUACGCUGCAUGCUUGGUAGCUGCUUAUCAUGGACGUGUUCAUUAGUAUUAUAGCUAACGUUAGUCUGAAACGUUGAUUAACGUUAGUUAGCUUGACAUUUUCAACCCACACAUUAUCGUUAAAGCUAACGUUUGCGAAAUACCGUUGCAUUGUCAAAAAAAACUAGCUGUCAUGUUUUCCUCUUAGUUAACAUGCUAUGUAAAAGUGUUCAACUAGCGAGACAUUUACGUUUGCAUAUUAACGUUAGCUAACUAGCUAGUUAAUUGAACUGUCAUGUCGCUCGAAGUUAACGUUAACUAUUGACAGUUGGCUGUUUUUUAUUUAACUAACGUUACCUAGUUAUUACGAACGUUAUCAGGAUGGAAGUUGGUUGUCCUUGCAACUCUAAAGUUAGCUGCCCACCCAACGUUGGCUACCUAGCCAAAUAAUUACAACUAUUCACAAAUGCACGAGCUAGCUAUUAGUUAUGUGGUCGCGCUGUAUGGAGCCUUUAGUCAAAAGGCGAAAUCACAGAUGAGUGUGACAUGACAUCUUUAACUUGUUUCCUGAAAGUGUUUGUAAAUAGCUUUGGUGUAAUCCUAGCUAAGGUUAAAGAAAUAUGUAUUUAACCAGGAAGGGCUCAUUUAGAUUUGGAAUCUAUUUUUCAAGAGCGUCCUGGCCAAGAUGGGCAGCACCAAGUCAUUACACAAUUACAGACAGAGAAAAUGAAAAACGACAGGUAAUCUUGUAAAAAAAAUAAAAACAUAGAAUUCAUAAAACAGCACAUUUUAAAACAUUGACAGGUCAGGGAAUCAGCCUCAAAAUACUUAAAUGAUUUAAAAACACCAAUCAGGACAAGUUCUACCAGUUAAAGUAUUUUGUACUGCGUUCCAAGCAGAUGGCACAGAGUUAAUAAAAGCCAUUUUUACCAAAAUCAGUUCGGACAUUUGGAACAGUUAAGUCCUGCGAAUAAAAUGGUAGUAAACCCAAAAUAGCUUUGUAAAUAAAAGUAUACCAGUGACUGAGCCUACGAUUGACUAGAGAAGGCCAGCCAACCCUGGUAUAUAAAAGUGCAGUGGUGCGUUUUGCAGUUUAAAAUAAAUCUCAAUGCUUCAUCGUAAAGGGUGUCAAUUGAUUUCAAACGUGCUUAUUUUCCACGAUAAAUCACUGUGCUGUCAAACGAAAUCAGAAAGUUCUAGAACUCCAUGGGUGUCAAGAUGGUUAGUGCCUAGGAACACAGACCAUUCUACACCAUUCAAAUGAAACCAAAUCAAAUGUUAUUUGUCACAUGCUUCGUAAACAACAGGUAGACUAAUGGUAAAAUGCUUACUUACGAACCUUCCCAACAAUGCAGAGCAGAAGUAAUAACACGGAAUAAAUAAACAAUGAGUAACGAUAACUUGGCUAUAUACACAAGGUACCAGUCCCAAGUCCAUGUGUGAGGUAAUAGAAGGUAUAUAUGUACAAAUAGGUAGGGAUAAAGUGACUAAGCAACAGGAUAGAUCAUAAACUGUAUCAGCAGCGUAUGUGAUGUCUAGAAAGUUAGUGCAAAAAGGGUCAAUGCAGAUACUGUUGGUAGCUAUUUGGUUAACUAUUUAACUAACUACAGUAUUUAGCUGUCUUAUGGAUUGGGAGUAGAAGCUGUUCAGGAUCUUGUUGCUUACAUAUGUUGUGCGUCGGUCCAGCUUCUCAUGCGGUAGCAGAGAGAACAGUCUGACUUGGGUGUCUGGAGUCUGACAAUUUUUAGUGCCUUCCUUACACUGCCUGGUAUUGAGUUCCUGGUAUAGAGGUCCAUUCGGGUGUUAUUGGAUUUAUUUGCUAUUUGUUAGCCACUCUGACACAUUUUUCUCCAUAAAAUGGGAGUAGCCUUUGCAGUUGAGCUGGCCGCUUAAAGGAAAGGACUCAAAUCUUCCCAUGUAACUGUCAUACUCAUGGAAUUUGUUGCAUGAAUUAGCCUAAAUCCAUUUAUAGCUACAUCUAGACCUUACUCCAAUGCAUUGUAGAGAAUAGAGGAGUUUUAUAAUUUCACUCCAGCGUUAGGGAAUAGGUAUAAUGGUUAUGGUGCUAUGCAUGGGAUGUUUGAAGAUGACGAGUAGCCUACACUACCACUUUUGUAACCAAACUUUAGGCUAUAGAUUUGGUGGCUUAACUGGCACCGCCAGAAAACUGUUCAGUUAUCUUCUCUAGCUGCAUUCUCAAUAUAGCCAGGUGUUGUCUUCAAUAGCAAGUGUUCCACUCUUGUCUUUGGAUUAAAAAUAACUGCUCUGCAUUGUCCCACUUACCUACCUUUGCAAUACUCCACCAAAUAUAUUUCCAAGUAUUUGUAUUCUGCUCUUGGAAGGUGGAAAUAUUAGCCUCAAGUGUCAAAGCGUUUUUGUUUUUCCCUUAAAUCUCCUGUUUACAGUAUUUGCUUGGGAGUCACGUAGGCCUUCCCCAUUUAGCCAAAUUAGCCCAGGUCACUGACUGAAACUAGGCUCUAGGUACUUUAAUUGCAAGGAAUCAUAAUUUGUUAUCUUCUUUGCUUCAAUGGGUCAAGAUGUAGCAAGCAGAGAUUGUUUCUGUUAACAGAAUUGUUUUGAAAUUCAGAGAAGGGUAGGUCAGCACUCACUUCCCUGUAUUUAAAAUGAACACAAUGACUUUGAAGUGGCACAGCACGAUUCAUCAAAGCCACCACCCUCACACUUUCCUGUCUAUCCUCCUCUGUGCAGGAACAAGUGAGCACGCCGUCCUCUGCGCACACUCACCCACCGGAGGCGGCCAGCCCAGCCGGGACCAUGAGCGAGCGUGGCCCUCGAACGGAGGCCUCCAUGUUUUUGGAGGUGGACCGCCUCGAGCGUGAUGACAACGAUGAAGACAAGAUGGCGCACUACGACGACGACAAAGACGAUGCCGACCUGAUGUCGGCACCCUCGGGCUCCCGCGUCUACGACCGCACUACGGUGCUCAUCGAGCAGGACCCCAUCCGGCUGGACGAGGAGGGAGAGGAGGACCAUGGACACUGUGUGGGGGACGACGACGGGGGCACUUUCCUAGUCGAUGGGGACCUGGACGAGGAGGACGAGGAGGAGGGCUCUAUGACCUUCAUGGGCGACCAGGACGGCAUGUCGCAGGGAUACGUGCAUCACACCAUCUCGCCCGACCAGAUCCAGUUCAUCAUCAACCCGGGGUCCAUGGCCAUGCCGCGCAACAUCGAGGGGGCCACCCUCACUCUGCACUCCGAGUGUCCAGAAACCAAGCAAAGGGAGGUGAAGAGGUACCAGUGCAUGUUUGAGGGCUGCACACGGACCUACAGCACGGCGGGCAACCUGCGCACACACCAGAAGACCCACCGGGGCGAGUACACGUUUGUGUGCAACCAGUUGGGCUGCGGCAAGGCCUUCCUCACCUCCUACAGCCUGAAGAUCCACGUGCGCGUUCACACCAAGGAGAAGCCCUUUGAGUGCGACGUGCAGGGCUGCGAGAAGGCCUUCAACACCCUGUACAGACUGAAAGCACACCAGAGACUGCACACGGGGAAGACGUUCAACUGUGAAUCAGAGGGAUGUACAAAGUACUUUACCACACUCAGUGACCUGAGGAAGCACAUUCGCACUCAUACUGGGGAGAAACCAUUCCGGUGUGACCAUGAUGGUUGUGGCAAGGCGUUUGCUGCCAGCCAUCACCUAAAGACGCAUGUACGGACACACACAGGGGAGAAGCCUUUCAACUGUCCCAGCGACGGCUGUGAGAAAGCAUUCAGCAGCCAGUACAGUUUGAAGAGUCACGUCAGGGGCCAUGGGGCUAAGGGCCAGCCCUUCAGUGUCACCCUCACCCACCCCUUGUCCGAGGAUGCAAAUCAUUCACUGUGCCUCAGUGACUUGAGCCUCAUCUCGACUGACUCGGAGCUCAGAGAAAACAUCCACAAUUCUCAGAACUUGGACUUGAGCAGUGUUACCCCCGUGAGGAUCUUCGAGCUCAUGUUCCAGAGUCCGGAGAACAGUGUUAGUCAAGACGAUGCACAUCCUCACGAGCGCCUUGUUGAAGCCUUUGGCCAGGAGACUGGCCAGUCCACCAUGGGCGAUGGAUCCACCCCCAUCUCCUUCUCGUUCUCCCUCGUCCCUUCCUCCUCAUCCUCCUGUUCCCACUCCCACCCUCACUCCCACACCACCACCACCACUGUCCUUGAGGCUUCCUCCCAGAUCCCUCUAAGCCAAACCCCCUCUUCCCAGACUCCAGCACCUCCUGCCCCCAUUAGUAAUAUUACCACAGUCAGCUCUACCCAGCACCCUGCCACCUUCGUACCCUUACCCACUGCCCUGCAGACGCCAGAUGUGCCUGCCCCCUACGUGGCACUGCCCGCCCAGAUUGCUCCAAUAGUGCCCUCUACUGUGCCAGUAGUGGUGCCAGGCCCAGCCCUGGCCAACGCGGCUCUGGGCGCUGUAGUCGCCACCACAGAGACUGUGCCGCUGCCGGCCGUGGCUCACACUCACACCGUGCCUUUGGCCAGCAACACCAACCCUGCCCUGGUGCCCCCAGCCUCUGCCCCCACUUUCACCCCAAGCCACACCCAGAGCCUGCUGCAGCCCAGCAUCGUCAUGUCCGACCAGAACCUGCAGUGGAUCCUUAACACCGCAGCCAACAACCAGCAGAACCCAGAGCAAGCGGCACACAGAGGUCCAAAAGUAGAGAAGGUCUUCUUUACCACAGCCAUACCCGUGGGAGGAAAUCCAGGCAACUCUGUCCAGCAGAUCGGCCUCAGCCUUCCCGUCAUCAUCAUCAAACAGGAGGAGUCAUGCCAGUGUCAGUGUGCCUGCAGGGACUCUGCUAAAGACAAGACCUCCAACAAGAGCAGCAACGCCUCGGCAGCACCACAACAGCCCGCAGUGCCCCCCACUCCUCCACCUGCCCCCGCUCCCGUAGCACUGCCCUUUCCCCCCGUACUCCCCCCGGCGCCCUCUUUCCCCUUGUGCUCCCUCCCACCACUCACCUCAGAAGUGAACGAGUCCCUGCCUCUUCCCCAAACAGGUGCAGUACUAGGACCGGGUAGCCCCUCGACCUCUGUACAUACGUUCUCCACAGGGGUGGCCACGGCGACCACCAACCCCCCUCCUAUCACGGAUGGUUUGGCCACCAUGGACGUGUCGGACUUCCUGUCCCUGCAGAGCCCCGAGAGCACGGCCAACAUCGAGGCUCUGCUACUGGUGACCAGCAGUGACGACUUCACUAUGGCUGGCGCUAGCACCACCAUCAACCCCUAGUGGACACUCAGGCUUUGUCCCUAUUCUCCACCCUUCUCUUGCAUACUCCCAGUCAUGGAUUUAAAAGCAUUGAGUUGGUGUAAGCGUUGGACAGAGGGAGUUUCUACCAUUGUUAAAUUUAAGGGAGUGUGCAAAUGCACACUUUAAGAGAAGGAUGUAGAAUCAGGACGCAGCUGCACUUUCCGAUUUACCCACUACACGUCCGCUUUUCCAGUAUUGUAAGUGAAACUUAAUGAGUGGGCUUGUUUUGGAAAAGCAGCAAAAUGCAUGCCAGUCUAGAAAAGUGUUCUUAAUUGGCUGGCUCUCCAUCAAACAAGACACUGUCUUGAAAGGCCCUAAGAACAAUUGUCGGCUUCUAAUAUGGCGUGAAGCUGAUUCCUGAGAGGAGCAAAACAAAACAUUGUUGUCUAUAUCCAUGUACUGUACAUUAGUUCCUAACUGUAACUAAUACGAUUAGUUGGUAAGUGAUUGACCAGAAUGCACUGCAUGUGAAGUGAAUUGGAAUUUCAUCAACUAUAUUUCCUACAAGGAAUUUGUGGCAGUUUGCCAUUCCCUUAAAAGCAAUGUAUUGCUUAUGCCAUAAUGUGAAGAGUAAUUUCCAGUGUUUUAUAUAAAUUAGCUAGUGUAGUCCAGGUUUUUGUUUUGUCUUUCGUCUCGCUUUGUUAGUUUUUGUCUUUCUUUACAGGUACCCAUUGAAAAAGAAAUUGCCUGUGACACAAUUUGCUUGACUUUUAAAUAUAAUUUAGAAGUCAAUACAUUAGUAAUAAUACUUUUAAUUAUUGGAGAUAAAAAAUCAAAAUCUCUGACCUUAGACUGUCAUCAAGUCUCAGCUUAUUGAUCAUCAUUGUUAAGUUAUUCCACUUUUCGCCUAAGGUUUCUUUUUUAGUCCCCCUUCUGUUGUUACUGAUUUUUGUUUUAUGGAGCCCUGCUCAAUCUAAGUUUUCAGAAAGCCGUUUUAACACUGCACCUUAUUGCAAUUAAUUGUACAUCGAGGUUGUCAAAAAAAGGUCCUCAAUGGUAUUUUUGGUCUGCAAAACCUCUUCACAAUGAAAUCAUGGAUCAAGGAUGAAAAAAAUUGCUGUCAACCGUGUUUCUCUAUGAAUUACAACCCACUCAGGGAUGCAUCAUGGCAUAUCUAAUUUAUACAACUUGAGAUUUUCCUUUAUUUAAUAAGAGAUUGUCCAUUUUAGACAUUUUAGCAGUCAACUGCCCGGAUGCCCGUCGAUUGUAGUAGCCCCCUUUUUCGGCUGCACUCUCACCUCUUUGUGCACUGUCUAAUAUGACCAGUUAUCUGCGUUAUUACUAUGACACUAUUUGAAUACCACUGCGGUCAGAAGUGGUUUGUAUUUGAAGGGUGUUGAUGGUGUAAAUACGGUACAUUUAAAUAUGAACACUUAUUCCUUCAGAUUGUUUUAGAAUGUAUUUGUUUUGUAUAUCAUUUUGAAUAUGUAGACUUGAACCUUGGCGACUGAAGACGAUACCCCAAUGCGCUGCCCUUUGUCUUUGCAUUCUGCGCCCAUGCAGAUGCUCACACAUCUUAUGCAGAACAGUUUAAAAUGAAGCCUUAUAAUGGUUAGUUUUAGGGCCAUUGGCUUCUGUGCAGUCAACAUAGUAUUUAUUUUCAAAUGCAAGCAUAAGUAACUUUCUUGGAAUAUAUGACGAUAUUGUUUCACAUGGGACAUAAUGCAAUGAUUACAAAAUUGGAGAGAAGGCAUUAUGCCCUAAUAUCAUGUGUAGAGCAACCUAGCCUUACUACAGGAUAUCUCACUUGCUGUGGCUUACUGAGCUGGCUCCUUGCCUUGUCAAUCUUUGCCAAUGGCUUGAUUUGGACACGCUGCCUGACUACUUCCUCUUGUUAAUCUAGUCUUGUUCAAUGCCUUUUUAGCAGCUGUCUACAAGUGGACAACAGUACAUUAAAAAGAAAUACGUCAUUGUUUGUUUGAAGAUUUAACAGAUAUUGUGCCAACAAAUCAAAUGAUCCCCCGAUUAUUAUUUUUCUAUUGUAAUUUUUUAUGUGAAGAUGUUACUGCAGAAAUGUACUGUAGAUGGAAAUUGUUUUGUUUUUUUGUUUUUUUUGUACUGUAUUGUAGACUUAAUACUUUAUUUUACAGAUCAAUACAUCAAUGUUGUAGUCGGAAAUUGUAAUUACAUCAACAGUUUGAAUUGGUACUUCACAGGCAUUGAUUGACAGCAGCUAUCAUGUUCUAUUAUUUAGCAUGGAAAGAGGGACUGAGAUCCAACCUAAGUGUCGUCAUGUAUCAUAGGAUAACAGAGUAUGCAGGAAAUCUUUGUCUGGCAGACCUGAAUAGGGGAAAUGUUUAAACUAACAUGGGCUUUGCCCUUUUCCUGUUUUGAGAUUUAACCAAUACCAAAAACCUGGUGAUAUCCUGCAAUACCAGUUAAUGUAUUUGGCACUUAAAAUUUAAUAUAAAAUGUGAAUUAUCAAAUGUUAAAUAAUUUUUAUUAUUGCUAUUUAUACUUAAGAAAAAUAUUAGUGACAAUUUGAAAGAUUUUACUGAGUUACAGUUCAGAAAAAGAAAUCAGAAAGGCCCUAAUCUAUGGAUUUCACAUGACUGGACAGCGGCACAGCCAUGGGUGUGCCUGGGAGGGCAUAGGCCCACCCACUGGGGAGCCAGGCUCAGACAAUCAGAAUGUGUUUUUCCCCCAACAAUAGGGCUUUAUUACAGACAGAAAUAAUCAUCAGCUGUCUGGGUGGCCGGUCUCGGACACUCCCGCAGGUGAAGAAGUUGGAUGUGGAGGUCCUGGGCUUGCGUGGUAACACGUGGUUUGGAUGUACUGCCAAAUUCUCUAAAACGACAUUGAUGUCCACCAUAACAACAGCUCUGGUGGACAUUUCUGCAGUCAGCAUGCCAAUGGCACGCUCCCUCAACUUGACAUGUGCCCAGCAUAAGGUGCACCUGUGUAAUGGUAAUGCUGUUUAGUCAACUUUUUGAUAUGCCACACCUGUCCAGUGUAUGGAUUAUAUUGGCAGAGGAGAAAUGCUCACUAACAAGGAUGUUAACAAAUUUGAGAGAGGCAUUUUGUACGUAUAGAACAUUUCUAGGAUUUUUUUUAUUUUUUAUGAAACAUGGGAACAACACUUUAUGUUGCAUUCAUAUUUUUGUUCAGUAUAGGUAUUCCCCCUCACAAUGCUGGUCAAUAACUUGAUGUAUUACAAAUAUGAACCCUGACCACCCUCAACAUGUUCACCUCCCAAUUCAAUGCAUACUUUUUAAGAAAAUAUCUAUGCAAUGAUUUGAGUGCAGUAUUCCUUAAAGUACAAAAUGCAACAAAUAAUCAUGACCAACCUUUUACAUCAAUGUCUUGGGCCAAGUAAUUCAGUUAAAUCAAUAUUCAGUUUUGCUAAUGUCAACUUUGAAGGCUCAACUUUCUCAUUUGCAAAACUCCAUAUACGUAACCAUUUUUGCUCAAAAUUCUUUCAGUAUUCAACUUAGCGGUAUAACCAACUUGACAUCCUAUUUUGAUCACCAUAAUCAUCCAUUUUAUGUGAAGGUUCAAGUUAUUACGUGUGAUGUAUCAUGUUUGAGGUGGGGCUGUAAGCCUGGGCAUUGAAAUGUUUGUCUUUUUUCCCAUUGCUUUCCAGUGAAUAUUGAAUCAUUAGUUCUUUACAUAUACCUAUUUAAAAGCUAACUGGAUUUGUGGGGGGGGGGGAUUAUGAUUCUGUUGUAAGAAUUAUUUGGGUCAAAUGUUGUAUGCUGCAUCUUUAAGUUUUGGGUGAAUAACAAUCAUUGUGUUCUCAUACUGUAUGUGCUAUUUUUACUCAAAUCAUCUCAAUUAACUUUACGUUAAUCUGUAAGGGUGAUACAAGUCGGGUCCAAAGUUGUUAGAAUUGAAAGUGCUGGUUCUAACUUUGCUAGAAGAUACUGACCCUACUGUUAUGCUUGUUUACACUGAGCUCAAAACGCCUUCAUGGUUAUAUUAAGACACUAGAGCCGGCGCGAGAUAUGGGUGGGAAAAGUUACCUCAAUGCAGGGACGGGAUAUGCCACUGUACUCCAAAAAACUGCCCUUUCUGUCCUGUUAGCUAGCAGUAGCCACAGCAGCCAUUAGGGAAUGGCACAGUUAUCCACUAGUAACCACAAAGUCAAAAUUGGCAUGAAACAAGCUUUCUUAAAGGGUUAGGCAUAAGAUUAGCAGUGCUGUUAAGGCUAGGUUUAAAAUCACAUUUGGAGAGAAAUGUGGGGUUUGACUGAAUUCAUGAAAACAAAAAUGAGCUUUUCUAAAUUUAAGGUAGGCAGUGUGAUUAGGUUUAAAAUCACAUUUUGAGAAGAGAAAUGGCAGGGUCUGUCUGUGGUAGCUAGUGAUCAAGGGCACGUCACAAAGAAGCUGAUUGGCUGACACUCAAAUGGCUGCGGUGAAUACUGCUAGCUAGCAGGAGCACAAAAAUGACAGUUUUGAGGGAUGGAUGUGUUAAGGUAAAAUAUAGUACAGUAGAAUAGCCCAGAGGUACGUUUUCUGACCCAUAUCUCACGCCGGCUCCACGGUGUCCAGGGCAGCAGGUAGCCUAGUGGUUAAGGGUGUUGGGCCAGUAACCGAAAGUUCGCUGAAUCGAAUCCCCAUGCCUGCCAGGUGAAAAAUCUGUCUGUGCCCUUGAGCAAGGCAUAAUUGCUAUUGUAAGUCGCUCUGGAUAUGAGUGUCUGCUAAAUGACACCAUGGUUCUGACCCCAGUAGAUCUGUGAACAAGGGUUGAAUCUUCUGGCAAGUUCAGCCUUUAUUAUAUACACUUAACCACUUACCUUUAGGUUAAAUUGUCAGUUGAAUAACGGCUCAAAUGGGGAUUUUUGUCCUUUUUUAUAGCCAAUGGUCAGAUGCUUGGAAUGGUGAGUGCAUAGGUGCAAAACACUGGCGGCAGUUGAGGUUUUGAAAAAGUGCCACUUUGAAGAAAGCAGUUAGUAUUUUGGAAUUCUGUUCACUUGAACACUCAAUGGGUAAAACGAGGGGGAAACGUAAUGCUUCCAAAGGAAUGUCUUCAACACCCAAAGAAUUAAGUUGUAAAGGAUUUCUAUUUUUAAAAGAAUGUAUCAUGUGAAAUUGGUUUGCUUAUGCUUGUUUUGUAUAAAGUAGUAUUGCAUAAUAAAGUAAUUAUUUUGAA
Molecule: messenger RNA, 10686 nt
Organism: Salvelinus fontinalis (brook trout)
Lineage: Eukaryota; Metazoa; Chordata; Actinopteri; Salmoniformes; Salmonidae
Product: metal regulatory transcription factor 1-like
Exons: 10
Coding region: 3112-5574 (820 amino acids)
Biological process (GO): central nervous system development; positive regulation of transcription by RNA polymerase II
Cellular component (GO): nucleus
Molecular function (GO): DNA-binding transcription activator activity, RNA polymerase II-specific; RNA polymerase II cis-regulatory region sequence-specific DNA binding
Source: RefSeq, a predicted model, not a curated record